AUGACGCAGUCCUUCCCGGGCCACGCGUACAGCAAAUACAUCGACCCGAAACGCUAUCCCGACUGCAUCAACCGGAGUUUGAUUGGCUCCGCGUGCUUCUGGCAGCCGUUCGACGCAGCCGAGGACCUCGACGAAAUCGAAGAGCAGGCCGUGCAUCGAAGAGGCCAGCAGGAUGGUGUCGCUGGCGCAGAUUUCGAGCAGUUCCGGCUGAACGUGGCGUCGGCGAUCGUGCCUGGGACCCACGAGCAGAACGACGAUAUUCUGAAUUCACUUCCUGCAGAUCAGUAUUUGCUCUCCGUCGCACACAUCGCCCGUAUUCAGUUCAACAUGCAGCCAUCUUUGCGGGAUGCCUACAAGAAGUACAGGUCUGUUGUCAAUCCUGGCGUCGGCCAGCUGAGAGUGGGUGUGCAUAUCAGGAGAUCCGACUCUUGCAGCGAAUUGGUCCGCGACGGGUACAAAAUGGAGGCGUCGAAGAUUGACGCAGGCCCCCAAAUGACAAACGUGCGCUUGUGCUACCACACGCAGGUAUAUAUCAAUGGGCUGCGCCGCGUCAAGAACCUCUAUGGCUUGCCUCUGGCAGUCUACUUGUCCUCGGACGACCCCGGCUCCAUUCUGGACGAGAUCAGGGCACUGAGUCCCGACCUGUUUGAGAGCAGCUCCUGGCAUCACGUGAAGUUCGCGCCGGAUGCGCAGGAGUCCCUCGGGUACAACAAGCACACGGGCCUGACCGUUGAGUUCCAGGACGACGCCACGUCGGCGCUGAUCGGGGAGACGGCGGCCCUCGACGCGUGGCACCUCAGCCACAGCGAGGUCUUCAUCGGGUCCAUCGGGUCUCGCUUCGGGAAGAGCGCGUACCUCCUCGCCGUCUCGCGGCGCAACGUCGUGGUCCCGUACAUCUCCGUCGACGGCCACAGCUAUUGCUGCCAGAACGACGAGCAGUGCUCCCUUGCGACCGAGGCCCUCACGGGCAUGGCCGACUGCUUGCUGUUCGCUCCCGAGAUCGACUUCCUGACGCCGAACAAGAGGGGCACCUACUGGGAGGACGGCGUCACGAUCCGCCACGACAGGCCCGUCUCCGAGAGGCGGCCCCUGUGGCCAGCCGCCUCCCCCCACGCGUUGGAGCCUGCUCUGUCUUGA
Prorocentrum cordatum is the source of this 1137-nucleotide messenger RNA. NCBI's taxonomy places the organism in Eukaryota, Dinophyceae, Prorocentrales, Prorocentraceae. The record is from the annotation of a GenBank genome assembly.